Plasmodium berghei ANKA is the source of this 5655-nucleotide messenger RNA. RefSeq names its product conserved Plasmodium protein, unknown function. Bases 1 to 5655 code for a protein of 1884 amino acids. The record is from RefSeq and is a predicted model, not a curated record. Lineage: Eukaryota; Apicomplexa; Aconoidasida; Haemosporida; Plasmodiidae. The transcript has a single exon.
AUGGAGUCGUAUAUUCGAGAAAACAAAAAACUUACCUUUAAAAAUAGCAAAGGUAAAAGACUGUAUCGACAUUUAGAUAUAUCAUUAAAUAAUAAAUCGCUACACGAUAAUCAUAUAUUAGAAUUAGUAAAGAUUUUAAAAAAAAAUGUAAAAGCAAUAUAUCCAAAUUAUUAUUGUUUAAAUUUAGAUUUGAGUGAAAAUCAUAUAACAUGUGCAGGUUUAAAAAUAUUAAUAAAAUAUAUAUUAACUUAUACUGAUCAUAUUGGUAUAAAUAUAUUAAAAUUAUAUAAAAAUAAUAUAAAAGAUGAAGGAGCAUCUUUAAUUAAACAAAUCAUAUAUUCUCAAAAAAUUCCUAUGGAAGAGUUACAUUUAUCUCAUAACUUUAUUCAAGAUAACGCUUGCAAAGAAUUGUUAUUAAGUUUUGUUCAAGCGAAAAAAGACAUUAAUUAUGUAUAUCCAAGAUAUGAUAAAUUCCAAACUUCUUAUAAACAUGCUCAACAGAUUCCUGUAUGGAUACGAUUAGAAUAUAAUUGUAUACGGAAUCCUAAGGAAAUAUUAAAAGACGUUGAAGAUUUUGCAAAAAAAAAACGAGGAUAUAAAAGUAAUUUAGUUAUUUGCUCCGCUUUAAAAAGUGAUAAAAGAUGUUGCCCAUACAAAUGUUUAAAUUCAACAACAUGGAAUCCUCCAAUAAUGCACGUAUAUAUGUUUAUACAUCAAAAAGAAAAUAUAGUAAAUGGAAAAAUAGUAAAAGAUGACAAAAAAGAAUAUCCAGUUUCUGAAUCUAUUGAUAAUGAUAAAAUAGAUGAUUUACAUUCUGAAAGAAAACGAUUGGACACAGACACAUUUAUAAAUAUGGAUAUAAAUAAUAAUGAUAAUAAUAUAAAUCACAGUAGUAAAGAUGGUAUUAAUUGUUUAGUGAAUUCUAAUAAAAUUAAUAAACGAGGAAGAAAUCAUAAUAUACAAGAAGAGGAAGAUGAAGAUGAGGAGUAUGAGGAAUAUGAAGAUGGUGAGGAGGACGACGAUGAUGAUGAGGAUGAAGAAGAUGAUGAUGAUGACGAAGAGGAGGAUACCGAAGGUGUUAAUAAUAAAAGUUAUAAAAAUGUGAAUAGUCAUAAUAAAUUUUCAAAAACUAAAAAUGUCAAAGAUGAUAAUAAAAAAAUGUUACGUAAUAAUAAUGAGGUUUUUUAUGGAAAAACCGAAAAUAGUAAAAAUGUGGAAAAUGAUAAAAGUGAUGAAAAUAUGAAUAAUAAAAUAAAAAAUAAAAAGCGAAAAAAAAAGAAAAAAAAAGGAAAAAGCAAUACCGAAAUCAGUGAUGAUAACAAAAGUGAUAUAAAUGAUAUAAGUGAUGUAACUUCGAAGCCAGUUGAAAAAAACAGAAUAGAUAACAACAAACUUGGUGUUAAUAAUUUUAGUAGUCAUAAUAAUAAAAAUGGUGUUACAAAUAAACCAAAUGAUAAUAAUUCGACCUCGAAUUUAACAAAAACAUUGAAUAAUAUUGAAUCAGGUUUAUAUAAUAACGGAAAAAAUCGAGGAGAUUUAACGCAAAAUGUCAGUAAUUUACCACUAUAUAUUAUUCUUGAUUGUAGCGCCGUGUUAGAAAUGAAAGAACUAUGGAAAGAUAAAUCGUUUUUGCCGUUUAGCUUUCCAGGGUUACUAUAUUUGUAUAAUAAUAAAUUAUUGAAAGGAUGCAAUAAUAAUAACAAUAAGAAGAAGGGUAAUAGUACUAAAGACUUUGAAAAUGAAAGUUCGGGAUUUAAUGGCAGCAUAAAUACUAACAUUAACAAUGGUAAGGCAAAUGAUAAUUUUAUUUGCCUAAUGUGUAGUUAUGUUGCUAAUGAGCUAAAGUUAAUAUGUGAAAAAAGUGAAAUUAUUAGACAAAAAAUGAUAAAUUUAAAAUUAAAUAUUUGGGAUAAGUUAUCAGAAAUAGGUGUGUUAGAAUUUUUAAGUGUUCCAAAAGAUUUUAAAGAUAAAAAAAAUUUAUUUUUAAAUUCAUCAUUUUUAACAGAUGAUCAAAUUCGACUAGCAAAUGAACAUUAUGAUAUAUCUCACGAAACACUUCAGAUGAUUCAAUUUUCCAUAUUAUGGUCUACAUAUAUUUAUAAAAUAAGUAAUAAAGAAAUAAUUAUAAAAAAUAGUAAAAAAGAGAUAAAUAAAGCGGAUGUUAAAAAAAGUAAAAAAACGAUUUUUACAGAAGUGUUAUAUUUAACAUCUUCUUCGAAUAUCUAUUCAUUUUUUGAAUAUUUAUAUGGCCAAAAUAUAAAUCUUAUAUUACCCCUUUGUAUAACUGUUAACCAGAUAAAUAAAUACAUCCAAGAUGAGCAUAGUUAUAUAGUUGAUUUGUUAAUAAAUGAGAAAUCUGCUGAUAAAAAUCUUAAGUUUGAUUUUAACAAGGCCUUUUUCCAGCAAUUUAUACGAGAAAAAUAUGCAAAGUAUUUGCAAAAUUCGAAGGAAAAUGAAGUGAAAAGAGAUGAAAAGACAAAAAAUAACAAAAGCACAAAAGGCAAUACAAAAAGUGGAAAUAAAAAUGGGGACAAGCACGAUGAACAGUUAUUUUCAUCUGAAAAUAAUAAUGCCUUUGAUGGGUUAGGAAACAGUAAUGGAAAUAAUUAUGAUAUGCUUGACAUAAAUCCAGAUAAAUCAUUUCCAAAAGGAAAUGCAAAUUCUGGAAUGGCUAAUAUGCCACGAGCUGGUAAAGAUGCAAAUAAUAAUAAAAAUAAUUUUCCCCAUGGAAAUGUUAGCGAUAAAAUGAAUGACCCCAACUCGAAAAAUAUGUAUGCUUUGGAUGAAUAUAAAAAUGGAAAUUUCCAAAUUAUGAAUAUGAACAACUUAGAUCUUAUAGAAAAAAGAGAUUUGGGCAUCAACAAUGUCAUGUUAAAAAGUGAUACUCAUGGAGAUGGGAAAGUUGGUAAUAAUAAAAGUGAUGAAACUGCAAAUAACAUAAAAAAUAAUAAUAAUAAUAAUAAUAGUUUAGAAAAUAGGGAUAAUGCAUCAAAUGUGAAGGGGAAUAAGCUUAGCAUUUAUAAUUUACUGGUAAAUGCUUUUAACGGGGGUAAGAAAAAUACCAAAGGUUCAGGAAAAGAAAAACGAAACAAUCCAACAACAGUAUUGGGUAACGAAAGUGGUAUUAACACAUCUAUUGUGAAUAAUACUUCUUUAAAUUCAAAUUUAGAUAUUGGAGAAAGUAUAAACAAGGAUAAUAAAUAUAGAGAUCAUCAAUCUUCGAUGAACAUGCGAAGUAAUGAAAAUAGCGACACAUUGGAUAUUUCUAAUAGCAGUGUAUCUUUACUUUCCCAUUUAAAGAGUGGUAUCGGUAUGGAUAAUUCGUCCAUCUCGGUCCACAACAUACGGGAAGGUAAGAAGGGGGUAAACAAUAAGAGUAGCAAUAAUGUCGCAAAUAAUGCAAACAAAAUGAAUAAAAUUGAAAUGAUGACUUCUGGUAAAUUAGGUAAUGAAAACAAACGAAAUAAAAGUAAUAGUCCAAGUCAUGGUCAGGAUAGUAGAAACAAUAGUAGCUUAAUUAUGAAUAUGAAUAAUGUAAAUAAUAAAAAAUAUAAUAUACAUAAAAAUGAUAUAGAUGGAAAGUUGAGUAUUGAUAUGUUAAAUAAUAGUGAAAUGGAGUUAAAUAAUUUAUUAGGUACAUUACCUAAAAAUUUAAAUGAUAAUUUGUCUUUAUAUUUGGAAAAUAAAAGAAAUAACAGUAGUGGGAUGUUGCCAAAUGAGAAUGGCAUAUCUCAUUUUAAUCAAAAGUUUGGUAAAUUAGAAGGUGAUAAUAAUAGUAAUAAUAAUGGUGGGCAAGUUGUUAUGAUUAAUAAGGAAGAGCAUCAACGAUUUGUUAGUCUAAAAAGUAUGCUUGAUACUUAUCGAGUUGAUGUAUUAAAUACAUGUUUAUUAUUAGAAGAGUUGAUAUUAAAUCAAGCAAUGUGUAAAUAUAUUCCAACGGAAUUGUAUAAUAAAAUAUUAAAAUGUUAUGAACGACUCGAUAUGAUGUUAGCAGACAUAAAUAAUUCGAAUGGUGAUAUGGGAAUGAAUAGAACAAAGGAUUUAAGCAGUUUGAGGAGUAUAGUAAAUUUAGAAAACAUGGAUUAUAUGAAUUUGAAUAAUAUGAAUAUAAAUAAUGUAAACUUUAAUGAUAUGGAUAUAAAAAUGGAUGAAAAUAUGUUGUAUGAAGAUUUUAAAAGCUAUUGGGAUAUGGCAUUCUCAAAAAAUAAAAUUUCUUCCCAUUUAUCAACCAAAGAUUUAAUAAAUAACAGUCAAAAGAAUGUAUUAAAUCCUCCUCAACAUCAAGAUUUUCAUAUAAAUGAUGUAAAUAACAGUAGUAGCAAUGUUUUGAAUAAAACUGGGACUAUAAAUAAUAAAAAUAAUAUUCAUAUAAAUCAGUUAUUUUACGAUCAAGGACAUGGAAAUAAAAUUAGUAGUAAUACUAAUAAUCAUCCUAUGGGAAAUGGAGGUUUAAAUAAUUCAAUCAAAUCAAACAUCGGAAUAAUGAAUACCAGCAGAGGAAGUACCAGCAUGAUUGGUAAUAAUAACAUCAGCUUAAAUGAAAUGAAUAAUAAUAAUUUUGGCAACUCACAAAUGAAAUCUCAAAAAAAAAAAGAUUCAUCAAAUAUUAUGGAUACAAUUAUUAGUGAUAAUAUUAAUAACAGUAUUGGGGGUUGUAUUGGAAAUUCAAAAUCUAAAAAAAAUUCGAAUGAUAACAUUAAUGAUGAAAAUAACAAUCAUUUGAAUAGUUUAAAUGAAAACAUGGCUCUGAAUUAUAACAAUUUGAAAAAUAGUAGUAUCAUGAAUAAGAAGAAAUUUAUAUCAAAUAUGAAUAAUAAUGGAGGAGGUAAUAAUAUAGAUUUGGUAAAUUUUAUUAAUACUGCAAAUAAUACUCUUAUGAAAGGAAAUGGUAUGAUAGGCAAUGCUGUGAUGAAUGCCGCAAUACUAAAUGGUAAUAACUGUAACAUUGGAGGUAAUAGCGAUGUAAAUAUUAUGAAUACAAAAAAUAGUAAUACUAAUUAUCCAACUGAUAUAAAUAGCAAAUUAGCAAAAGAAUUAAGCAAUUAUAAUUCUAUGAAUAAAGAAAGAAAUAUGAAUCACAUCGAAGAUUCUGAUAUAAAAGCCGUUAAUAAGUUAUUAAUGCUUAACAAUAAUAAUUUUCCUAAUUUAAAAAUUAACAAUAAUAAUGAUGGCAUUUUGGCGGAUUAUAGCACUAAUAAUGCUACUAAUAAUAUAAUGAUAAAUGCGGAAACUUUUUUCAAAAAACUGAAUUUGUAUAAUGAUGACCAUAAUAACAAUGCGAAUAAUAAAAAUGAAGGAAUUGCAUGUGACUCUAAUUUAUUGUCACUAAUUAACAUAAACCGAAAUAGCAAAAGUUCAUAUAAUGUAAACCAAAAAGGAGACAAUAAUAAUAAUUUGCAAGCAUGUAAUACACUUAAUGAAUAUGAUAAUGAACCACGAGAUAAUAACAGUUUUAAAAAACAGUUAAACAAUGAAAAACAUUUAUAUAAUAUGCAGAACAAAAAUAUAAGAAAUGAUAUGAAUUUAAAAUAUUUGGAAGAAAUUAAUAGCCAAUUUAAUUUUUUGCCUCGGGAUAUUCGAAAGGAAAGUGCAGAGCACAAUCUUAUGAAUAUAUUAAAUUUUCAAAAUAACUUAGAAAAUAAAAUGCAAAAAUAA